Molecule: messenger RNA, 2581 nt
Organism: Paramecium octaurelia
Lineage: Eukaryota; Ciliophora; Oligohymenophorea; Peniculida; Parameciidae
Source: the annotation of a GenBank genome assembly
AUGGCUUAAAAUUUAGAAAGUGUCUACAAGGACAUCUCAGGUGUCCUAACUAGAGAAAUCAAAGAGAAAGGAUUGUGGUGUGACUUUGUUGCCAAGGCAGACGAGCAAAAGUAGAUUACCUUUACUAAUUUUGAAGAAGUUGUUAAAAAUAUAAUUAUCGAUAUAAACAUAGAAGAAUUAGUGGCAUUGAAGGAAAAACUAUUUAUACAAGAAAUGACUACUUUGUCUGCAUUGGCAAGAUCAUUAAAAAUUAAUAUCAUCGAUUAAAACAAAAAAAAAACUUAGAUUAUCCUCAAUCAAAGCUCAGAUAAUAUGGAGGGUUCAUAAGGAACUUCCGAAAUGUAAAUUCAGAAUAAUCAGAAUAAUCAGAAUAAUCAGAAUUCAAAUAUCUUCCAAUCUCAAUAGCAUUAAUAGGGUAGCUCGUAACACAUCAAUAUGUCGAGUUCUUCGAGUCAACGAUCAAUCAAUGUGCAUCAUACUCUCAAUGCUCAACCUGCUCUCAAAUAAGUAGCCAACGAUAAAAGAUCAUAUCAACGACAGGAUUUUUAAUAGCUUUCAUAAUAAGACAAUUACAUAGAGGAGUAUAAAAAAUAGAUAGCUGAAAAUAAACAAGAAGAUAAUGUUUCUGAGCACCAAAACAAUGAAGAUCAACAACCGGUCUAAUCUUAGCAAUUAAAACCAGUGAGAUUCUAGAAAGAAGUCAAUGAAAAUAAUGAGCCUACCUUAGAUUAAUAGAUUGAGGAUUUAUUUAAUUCAAUUGAUUCUAAUUAAAAUGGGUGGCUGGAUCCAAAGGAAUUGAAUAUUGCCUUGCUAUCACUUGGUAUCAAUCCCACUCCGCAAGAAUUGGAUUAGUAUUUUAAGGUCUUUGAUAAGAAUCAUGAUGAGAAGAUAUCGAAAAUGGAAUUCAAUAUCAUUAUCAAGGAUCAAUUGAUGAAAGCCAUAUUGUCCACAGACGAACUGUUUGCUUAAAUCUAAAGUGAAUAUAAUAUCCUAACAGAUGCCAAUAGAAAUGAAUUGGACAUGGCUCAAUUGCAAUAGGUGUUUAAGAAAUUAGGAAUCCUACUAGACAAUAACGAUCUAAUCGAUCUCUUUGAAGAAAUUGAUGAGGAUGGAAGUGGAUUCAUAGAGCAAGACGAACUCAUCAAUUUCUUGGAUAAACCCUUCUCAGAACAUACUCCUAAGUCUUAGACUCUUCUCACUAAGAUCAACAACUUCAAGAACCUUUCAAUAACAGGAAUAAGAGAGCUGUUCUAGGGGAUACCCAAGAAUUUCACUUAUUCCUUUAUUUUUGCUCAAAAUAAAAAGGGUUUGAACACAAUUUCAAGUUGUUUCUCACCUCAACUGGACAGUAGUGGAUUAUUGUAUCAAGAUUUGAAUUUGAUAUAGGCCUAAAAGUACAAUCUUCAAAGAUCCUUAAUUGAUAUGUAGAUAAUAAAUUUAAAUUAGGACUCAGACACCUCCUUUGGUUUUUUAUGAAGUUAAAUUCCAUUUAGCUGCAGGUUUACCAUCUCCAGAUGAGAAGAAGUGUGAUUUAAAAUAAUUUAGAUUGAGAGAAGUAGCAAUGUGCUUGUUUGAUAAAGUAAAUUCAAAAUUCAUUGGUAAUACAGUCUUUGUACCAUGUUAAGUUGACCCAUCAUCUCCUGAUAAGUAUAAAUUGAUAACAUUGAUAUAGGUGGCUAUUUUUAGUUGAUUAUCCAAUAAUUAUGAGAUGUGUGCCAACGAAGAAGGAUUAAUAAUUGGUGUUGGUGAUUGAAUUUAUUGCUCACAUGGAGAAAUUAGGUACUUUGAAUCCACUUUCAGUUAGUUAUGGAGAGAUUCUGUUAACAAGUAUUAAGAAACCAGGCAAGUAGAUCAUUUAGAUGAAUGGUAAUUAUGAAACAUUAUGUUAAAGGUGGUUCUCCUUUCAAUUAAAUGGUGAUCGACCCUCAAUCAAUCAUAUAACCAAAGGGGUUAUUCAAGAAGCAAUUGAAUCAACCUUAGGUGACAAUUGAGUUCAUGGAAAUCGAAUUGAAGAAACCUCCAAUCAUUCAAUUAUUUAGUGUUUUACCGUAGAGUUAUCUCUUGCCUAAGAGUUGGCUUCAAUUGAUGCAUGACUUUAGAGAGUAUUUCGCCUAUAGAUCGGUGUGCUAGGGGUUUUUUGAUAGCAGUUUACCAGAUUAUAAGAUGAAGAGUCUGUUGGACAUGUUGGAUAUGCCGGAGUGUGGGGAUUAGAUAGCGAAUUGGUGGAAUUCGAACAUCAAGACCACUAAUUUUAAGGAGUUGAUCAAUUUGGUGGAUGUCUUGUGUUAGAGAGCAUAUUUGACAACGCAGAGAGUGGAUUUCUAUUUGAAGGCGUUUCCUCCAGUGCAGAGGAUAAACCACAAAUAUUCAAUUUUGGAGAAGAGACGCAAUUGUUUACAGGAGAUGUUCAGGGAUUUGGCUACUGUUUUGGGGAAGCGAACAGGAGGGUAAUGUGUUUGGUAAUAUGAUUAGACGGAAGAAUGACAAUUACUUUAAUAUGGAACCAUUAAUAUUGUGCACUUUGCAGGAAGAGGACAAAUCAAUGAUGGAGAAGAUUCUCAGUAGAAGAAAAAUUAAAUGA